Tribolium castaneum (red flour beetle) is the source of this 2907-nucleotide messenger RNA. RefSeq lists its product as uncharacterized. NCBI's taxonomy places the organism in Eukaryota, Metazoa, Arthropoda, Insecta, Coleoptera, Tenebrionidae. The transcript has 11 exons. Gene Ontology annotation, molecular function: snoRNA binding; protein binding. Gene Ontology annotation, biological process: maturation of SSU-rRNA. Bases 1 to 2811 code for a protein of 936 amino acids. The record is from RefSeq and is a predicted model, not a curated record. Gene Ontology annotation, cellular component: small-subunit processome; Pwp2p-containing subcomplex of 90S preribosome.
AUGGGUUUAACAAAGCAAUACCUAAGAUACGUCCCGGCCGGCAACUUUAAUAUAAUCGCGAGCCAAAACUGCAAUCUCAAAUUUGUCACACUUGAAGGACAAGAAGGAAGAUUUGUGGCGGUCGGUGCAUGCGAACAUGUGAUAAUUUGGGACUUGCGACUCGGGGAGAAAGCUCAGGUGCUCCCAGGAGAAAAGGCCACAGUGACAGCCAUCUGUGCCAGCCCCAAUAAAAGACACCUAGCGGUCGGUUACUCCGAUGGCAACGUCCAAGUCUACGAUUUGAAGUCGGCCGAAGUGAUUAGCAUUUUCUCAGGCCAUCGGUCAGAAGUCACAACUUUGGCUUUCGAUAGUUACGGACACAAAUUGGCCUCAGGAUCUAAAGACACGGACGUUAUCGUGUGGGAUACGGUGGCCGAAACUGGGCUUUGUAGACUCUCAGGUCACAAGGGCCCAAUUACCCAAAUCGCAUUCAUGUCCCAACACAAUAUCUUGAUCAGUGGCUCCAAAGACAGCUUCGUCAAAUUCUGGGAUUUGGACACCCAACACUGUUUCAAGACACUCACAGGCCACAGGACUGAAGUCUGGGGCUUGAGUUUGGUUAAAGACGACCAGUAUUUGGUAACAGGUUGUGGGGACGCAGAAUUGAGGGUUUGGAAGUUAUCACAAAAAGACCCCGAUUCUGAAAACAAGAGCUCAAUUGACCAUUUGACAUCAACGUUGGAACUCAUUGAUUUACAUGAAUCAGACGACUUAAAUCACCCUUUACAAUGUCACAAAAUAGGGUCCUUGUUGAGAGCGGGCAAAGGCCGAGUGGUCUCAAUGUUCUGUGACGGCAGCGGUCAAGUGAUUGGCUGCCACGGCACUGAUACACAACUGGAAUUAUUUUAUUUUUGCACAGACGAUGAGGCACAAGUGCGUUUAAAAAAACGACUCAAGAAGGAGAGAAAGAAGAACAAAGAAUUGGAAUCUAACGACCAAGACCAAGAGACGCAAAGCCAGGACUUGCAGCUGACUUUAAGGGAUCAAGUGAAACGAUUGGUUCCAAUCAAAUUACCAAAUAAACCCAAGUCGUUGGAUUUGGUGCUUGGAAAUGGGGGCGAAUUGCGAGUCUCUGUUAAUUUAUCCAACAACACCGUUGAAUUGUACACAAUUCAGACGGCUGUGAAAAACUGUGAAGCCACGUGUUUGAGAUCUAUCCUCAAUCAGGGACAUCACAGUGAAGUUAGAUCUGUUUGUUUCAGUAAUGAUAAUUUAGCGAUUGCGUCCGGAAGUGCUGAGGCCAUCAAGAUGUGGAAUCGGCCUUCGCAAGCCUGUCUCAGGACGGUGGAAACAGGGUACAUUUUAUCUUGCAUCUUUGUCCCCGGCGAUCGUCACGUCUUGGCAGGUCUGAAGAAUGGCACUUUGCUCAUCAUCGACAUUGCGGCGGGGGAUAUUUUGGAGGAGAUUCCCGCACACAGCGACGAACUCUGGGCCAUUUGUUUACAACCAGACCAAAGGGGUUGUGUGACUGGAGGGGGCGACAAGACCGUCAAAUUCUGGCAAUUCGAGUUAGUGGUCGACGAGAAAAGCGAAAGCAAAGCCAAAGUGCUUUCACUCCUCCACGUCAAGACGCUGAAGCUCGAGGACUCAGUUCUAUGCGUCAAAAUCUCGCCCAAUGGCAAAUUCAUCGCAGUGGGGCUUUUGGACACGACAGUCAAGAUAUUUUUCGUCGAUACUUUAAAGUUUUAUCUCUCGUUAUACGGCCACAAACUGCCAGUCCUUUGCUUGGACAUUUCGUCCGAUUCUGCACUGAUUGCCACAGGGUCAGCUGACCGCAAUGUAAAAAUCUGGGGAAUGGACUUCGGUGACUGCCACAAGAGUAUUUUUGCCCACGACGAUUCGGUCACUGGGCUACAGUUCGUUCCGCGGACCCAUUACUUCUUCACCUGCGGGAAAGACGGGAAGGUCAAGCAGUGGGAUGGCGACUCUUAUGAUAAAAUAAUAACGCUUCAAGGACAUGCGGGUGAAGCGUGGGCUUUGGCCGUGAGUCCAAACGGCCAGUUUGUGGUUUCGUGUGGUGCAGACCGCGUUUUGCGACUGUACGAAAAGUCGGAACAGCCUUUGGUGCUCCAAGACGAACAGGAGGAAGAAAGAGAGCAACAGGAAGUGCUCGCAACGGGGGAACAAACGGUUAUUCCGGGUCAGAGUGGCUUGAACUUACCUUCGAAGAAAACUGUGGGGAGCGAAAAGGCCGCUGAGAGCAUUCUGGAGUGUUUGGAAAUUUGCGAAAAAUACAAGGAGCAGUUAGCGGAGCACGAGGCCCUCCAGGCGGCCUCGAGCCGGACGCUGGCGCCGCCGCAGCCCCCUUUGCUCAUGCAAGCCCUGGGUGUGUCAACCCCUGACGACUUCCUCUUGGAGACAAUCAGGAGGAUCCGCCCCAGUGACUUGGAGGAGGCGCUUCUGCUGCUGCCGUUUAGUUCAGUUUGCGAGGUGUUGCAAAUUCUGCCGGCCUUGAUCGCCAGAGGCGACCAGGUCGAAUUGGUCGGGAAAAUUUGCAUAUUCUUAUUGAAGUUACACCACGCACCCAUUGUGGCCAACCACACGCUGCUCGUAACGCUUAAACAAUUGCAAAAAUUGGCGUUCGCCAAAGUGCAGGAGCUGAGGGACCUUGUUGGCUACAAUUUGUACGGUAUGCAGUUCAUUCAGAGGGAGAUUGAGGCGGCUGAAGGGGUUCAGUUGUUCCGCGACGCCACUUUGGAGAAGAGGAAGGGCGACAAGAAGCGCAAACAACGCGAGAAGUUGAAACGGUCAAUGAUUGUCUUGAAUAGCUAGUGAAUUGGAUUGAAAGGGUUGUUAGCAUAAUAUUUUCUUAUUAUUGUUUUUAAGUUCAUUACAUAUUAUGUGAAAAUAAACAAAUCAGUAUUCUAA